AUGCCAUAUUUUGGACCAAAAGUAAUUGCGAUCGCAAGAAUGAGUCAAGCAUUGUGGAUGUUUUUCACGUUCUUUCUGGUGUUUAUGGUGGCAUAUAGCAUCUGCAGUAUAGCCCUUAUCGAUUUGAAUUUGGUGCCAUCUCUCCGCACUAUUCGCAGUUUAUUCUUCCAUGGUCUUUGGGAUAUUUUUGGUGAACUAGGUGAAGAGCAAAGCACGGGCGCGAUAGUUGGUUGUCCAGAUAACAUCACCGAGGCUGGGUUAUUCUCAACAGUGGAUGCUUUUGACUGCUCCAUCCGUCAACUCACCGUACAACUUUUGCUUGCACUUUAUCUGUUCAUAGCAAGUGUACUACUCAUGAAUGCACUCAUUGCCGUCCUCACGCAUAUUUUUGAUGAGAUCAAUGAAGGCUCAACACGGGUGUGGCGUUAUCAGAUGUAUUUUCUCGUCAAAGAAUACGAUGGCAAAUUUAUCCUACGGGCUCCGCUUGUUAUCCUAUAUCUCUUGUAUUUGACUGUGCGUGUUAUAUUUGAACGCUGA
Molecule: messenger RNA, 537 nt
Organism: Anisakis simplex (herring worm)
Lineage: Eukaryota; Metazoa; Nematoda; Chromadorea; Rhabditida; Anisakidae
Source: the annotation of a GenBank genome assembly